Ficedula albicollis (Collared flycatcher) is the source of this 927-nucleotide messenger RNA. RefSeq lists its product as uncharacterized. NCBI's taxonomy places the organism in Eukaryota, Metazoa, Chordata, Aves, Passeriformes, Muscicapidae. Bases 1 to 693 code for a protein of 230 amino acids. The transcript is spliced from 3 exons. The record is from RefSeq and is a predicted model, not a curated record.
AUGAAGUUCCGGUCACAGCCGCCAGGGGGCGCCGGCGGCCCCGGCGAGGAUCCCCCCGCGCCUGCAGGGGGCGCUGUGCCGCGGGCGGGGGGAGCAGGCGGCGAUGGGGCUGGGCCCGGACGGGAAGGGAUGGAGAAGGGAGGCUUCGCUUCACCUGCCCUGGGGCAGCGUUGGGCAGAAGAGAGGCUUCGCUUCACCAGCCCUGGGGCAGCGUUGGGCCCGGUGCUCCAGCAGAACUCCCAGGAACAGCAAGCUGAAACGGCAGGAGGUGCCGGCAGGACAGGAGUGCGGCGUCCGGCAGCAGAAGAAGAGGCAGCCGCCGGCUGGGCUGUGGCGGUGGCAGCAGUGACCUCCACUGACCUGAGCGAGAGAGCGACUGCCCCGCUCUCCUUUCUCCUGCUUCUCAUCCCGCCGUGUCCCCCUCCCUCCGAGAGAAACCCCCAGAAACCAGAGGGAAAUCAGACAUCAGCGACCCACCCAUCAGUGCUUCUGAGCAACUCAAUGGGAAAAAUUCCACAGGACUGCCCGGUCAGAGAUGCCAAGCUUGCUCUUUCUGCGAGGACAGCCAUGGUUUUGGGGACUCCCUCAGAGCCUGUAUGCUUUGGCAAAUCCCCCAGUUUUCUCAGAGACUUUUGUGGGCUCGACAAGGGAGGCAGCGAAGGUAAUCCAAACCUCAAAAUGGCCUUCAAGUAGCAGCUGGGAAAUUGGAGCAGGGACCAAGAUCAAACACACUCAGAGAUUUGGGGAAGAGAGUCGCUCCUUCGACAGCUGGCAAGGAGAAAGCAGAGGGGACUGCAGCACUGAGAGGAAGAUGACCUGCAAAUUUCCCAUUCAAAAAAUCCUCCAGAAUGCACUUACGCCCUUUGAACUACACUCUGUUGAUGGUCACAAACAGAUUGCACCUCAGUUUUCUAUCACAUUCCACAA